Messenger RNA from Sebastes umbrosus (honeycomb rockfish), 514 nucleotides. RefSeq names its product small integral membrane protein 8 (gene smim8). The record is from RefSeq and is a predicted model, not a curated record. NCBI's taxonomy places the organism in Eukaryota, Metazoa, Chordata, Actinopteri, Perciformes, Sebastidae. The transcript is spliced from 2 exons. The coding region runs from base 142 to 429 and encodes 95 amino acids.
CCUCUUCAGACUCAUCGCAGCUGUCUUUGACUCUGAAACAUGGCUGUGUUUUAAGGAGACAGCAUAGGUCACUGUUCGUCUGCGAUGUUCAUUCCUCCAAAGAGCGCUCGUUCAUAGGUUUUGACCUGUUUUUUACCGGACAUGUCGGACAAGGAGGUCGGUAAAGGGACGGAGAGUACCGGGGAGAAAGGUUACCGGACCCCCGGGCUGAGAGGAGCUCAGACCACCACGCUGUUCAGAGCAUUCAACCCUGAACUCUUCAUCAAACCUAAUAAACCAGUGAUGGUAUUUGGACUGGUGACCAUCACCUUGUGUGUGGGCUACCUGGGCUAUAUGCACGCCAUGAAGGAAAACGACCAGGAGCUAUACGAGGCGAUCGACAGCGAAGGAGAGAAAUACAUGAGGAGGAAGACUUCCAAAUGGGACUGAUGGCACAACAUGUUCUAUAACACUGUGUGUAUGUGUAUGUAUGUACUGUAAGGGUGAGUGAAUUAAAGCCUGAUUGAAAUAAGGA